Messenger RNA from Phymastichus coffea, 694 nucleotides. Its product is annotated as large ribosomal subunit protein eL20-like. Gene Ontology annotation, cellular component: ribosome; cytosolic large ribosomal subunit. The transcript has 3 exons. Gene Ontology annotation, biological process: translation. Gene Ontology annotation, molecular function: structural constituent of ribosome. The record is from RefSeq and is a predicted model, not a curated record. NCBI's taxonomy places the organism in Eukaryota, Metazoa, Arthropoda, Insecta, Hymenoptera, Eulophidae. Bases 103 to 636 code for a protein of 177 amino acids.
ACUCGCGUUCACACACUGUUGAUUACUGACAGGUUAGGUAGCUCCAUGAACAGGAGCACGCGCUCUUUUCCGGUUUUACUGUGCUAGAAUUGAGACGGCACCAUGAAAGCUAAGGGAGAAUUGAAGGAGUUUGAAGUGAUUGGGCGUAAACUGCCUUCAGAGAAGGAGAAGCAUACUCCUCUCUAUAAAAUGAGAAUAUUUGCACCGGAUGGUAUUGUUGCCAAAUCAAGAUUUUGGUACUUCUUACGUCAACUUAAAAAGUUUAAGAAAUCAACUGGAGAAAUUGUUUCCUUGAAAGAAAUCAGAGAAAAGACACCAACUAAAAUAAAGAACUUUGGUAUCUGGCUGAGGUACGACUCUCGAUCUGGAACACAUAACAUGUACCGUGAAUACCGUGACUUGAGUGUGGCUGGUGCAGUCACACAAUGCUACCGUGAUAUGGGUGCACGUCACCGUGCCAGAGCUCACUCAAUACAGAUUAUCAAGGUAGAGAUUGUUAAAUCUGCUAACUGCCGCAGACCACAAGUCAAGCAGUUCCACGACUCAAAAAUACGCUUCCCAUUACCCAAGAGAAUUCAACACCGCAGCGGCAUGCCAGUUUUCAGUGUUCGCAAACCUAGAACUUAUUUCCUUUAAAAAGCUGCACCUCAUCCAAUUUUGUUAUAUUUCAACAAAAAUAAAUGUAUUAAACUAA